Pseudocercospora fijiensis CIRAD86 is the source of this 609-nucleotide messenger RNA. RefSeq lists its product as uncharacterized. NCBI's taxonomy places the organism in Eukaryota, Fungi, Ascomycota, Dothideomycetes, Mycosphaerellales, Mycosphaerellaceae. The transcript has 3 exons. Bases 1 to 609 code for a protein of 202 amino acids. Gene Ontology annotation, cellular component: cytoplasm. Gene Ontology annotation, biological process: protein ubiquitination. Gene Ontology annotation, molecular function: ubiquitin protein ligase activity. The record is from RefSeq and is a predicted model, not a curated record.
AUGUCGGGUUACGAAGUCGAACACGAUAAUGCUACCGGAGUUGAGCACGCGCAGAAACAAGAAGCCCGCCGUCGACCAGACCUGAGCACAUUCUUCAGCACAUUAGACGUCGUUGAUACUUCUGGCUCUCGGCGACCUCAAAAUGCCAACUCUUUGCCGCUCCCGCAGGAUGUAUCCGCUGCAUUUCGGACCCUCGCAAACGCCUUCUCCAUGAUGCGUGGCCCCGAGACAGACCGAUCCGCCGACUCCAAUUCCGAGCUGAUUGGCAGCUUGAUUGAAUCCCUCAUGGCAAGCGCAGAUCACCCUCCCUCGCACGUCGAAGGUGUUCCGGACGAGUUCAUCGAACAGCUGGAAAGAGUGCCAAAGAAGACAUUAGAGAAAACACCAGAUACGUCCUGUCCCAUAUGUGCUCAGAACUUCCUCGACGACCGUCAUCCACUGGUGGUGAGAUUACCUUGUCACAAGGACCAUCUCUUCGACCUGGAGUGUAUACAGCCGUGGCUGAAGCUUCAUGUCACAUGCCCACUUUGUCGGUUGGAGUUGAUCAAGAAGCAAGAGCCGCCGCCGAAGGACGAAGAGGAGGAGGAGUUUGAUGAUAUGUAUGCUUGA